UGAUUUAGUUGUACAGUAUAUGAAAUUUUUUUUUAAAUAUUAAAUUUAUAAUUAUUAUAAUACAAUUUAUAACAACACUAUGAAUACCGAAACACUGUUAGUAUGCGAACGGGUGGCCAUUGAGUUGGCCAUCGCGGCCGGCCGUAUGAUGAGUGACGCCGCGGGAAAACGCAAAGAAGUUCGCGAAAAGGAAUCGGCCAUCGAUUUGGUUACCGAAACCGAUAUCGCUGUUGAACGCUAUCUGUUCGGUGAACUGCGCCGUCAGUUUCCCGCCCAUCGGUUUAUCGGCGAAGAAGGGACUAACGGUGAUGGUGGUGGUGGCCAACAAUCGUUGACCGCGGAGCCCACUUGGAUUGUCGACCCGAUCGACGGUACAACCAAUUUUGUACACAACUUUCCAUUUACGUGUGUAUCAAUCGGACUGACAGUUGGCAAAGAGCCGGUACUCGGGGUUGUCUACUGUCCGUUCAUCGACAAACUCUAUACGGCGCGCAAAGGUAUGGGCGCCACAUGUAACGGCCGUCCUAUUCGGGUCCCACCACUUUCGGCCAGUAGACGACUGGCCGAUGCACUAUUGAUUACCGAACUCGGGUCGCACAAAGAUCUUGAUAAACAACAGGCCGUAUUGCGUAACAUUGAAGCCAUAGGCUGGCGGUCGCACGGCGUCCGAUCGUUCGGGUCGACAGCCAUACAGCUGUGCUAUUUGGCCGAAGGCUAUGGCGACGCCUUCUGGCACUUCGGUAUGCAUGUCUGGGACAUUGUGGCCGCCGGACUCGUACUGAUCGAAGCGGGCGGUGUUGUAUGGGAUACACGCGGCGGACCGAUAAACUGGUUGAAUCGGCGCGUAUUGGCCGCCACUAGCGAACAGUUAGCCCGAGAGGUCAGUGCGGCGCUGACCGAUCAUCUCGAGUACGAACCGGACAAAUGAUUGUCUCAUUUGAUUAUAUGAUUAGUUAUUUUUAGUGAUAAUUAAUAAUAA
This is a messenger RNA of Oppia nitens, 979 nucleotides long. Its product is annotated as inositol monophosphatase 1-like. The transcript has 2 exons. NCBI's taxonomy places the organism in Eukaryota, Metazoa, Arthropoda, Arachnida, Sarcoptiformes, Oppiidae. Gene Ontology annotation, molecular function: inositol monophosphate 1-phosphatase activity. Gene Ontology annotation, biological process: inositol metabolic process; signal transduction; phosphatidylinositol phosphate biosynthetic process. The coding region runs from base 80 to 928 and encodes 282 amino acids. The record is from RefSeq and is a predicted model, not a curated record.